Dalotia coriaria is the source of this 2241-nucleotide messenger RNA. RefSeq lists its product as uncharacterized. The record is from RefSeq and is a predicted model, not a curated record. The coding region runs from base 288 to 2075 and encodes 595 amino acids. Lineage: Eukaryota; Metazoa; Arthropoda; Insecta; Coleoptera; Staphylinidae. The transcript has 8 exons.
AGAACGCGCCAGUAAUCAAAACAGAAACAAACGCACACGUCUCCAGGUAUAACUCGCGAUUGUAUUCCAGUUCGGUGACAGCGUCGCGAGAGGCAGGAACGAAAAAAUGCACUCGACGUAAAAACGAUUUGUCGUGCGAUUGCCGAUUACUACUGACGUGCGACGUAUAGCGUAAAGGGCCAAUUAACAUUUCAUUCAUUGCGCGCCGAUUGCAUGCCAGCAGACAACCACAACCGCCAACAAAAUAAUAAACAUAAAUAGUUUGCGAUUGUUUCGACGUGUUCAACAUGUGCGCCGGGGGCAUCAGAGCGUCGUCGACAACGACAAACUCGUUGGGUUUGUUUAGUCUAUUAAACUUACCGCGUGGUUUACUAGUGUUGUUAAUGUUGCAUCUUUUUAUUGGAUACCGUGAGAUCCACGCCUCCAACCUCGUCCAAAUCAACGCCACCUUCGACACGAGAACAAUCAAAUCCGGUCCAAUUUUCUUCUACGACAAACGCACCAUAUUCAUAUCGAUGUUUGAGUACUCGCAUCACGCAUUCGAUAACAUGUCGAAACACCGAAGAUGGUUCAAAGUAACCGCCGCCAAUGGCACUCAAAUCGACAUGUAUUUCAUACAAGAUAUCGACGCCAAUCAAACACCAGCGGAAUUGACGCGCGAUUAUCAAAGCGAAAAUAUUUAUCUGCGUAUUGACGAAUCUCAGCACGACAUUACACGCUUUGCUUCGCUUGUAAUUGUGGGCAGGUCGGAUGAGAUUGUCGCUUCGGUUGAUAUCACCUAUGCUAAUGAUACAAUCAUUGAUGGCAUUGAACAACGCACAACUAAUACAAAUCCCAUGUUCCAGGGCGGGUUAUUUGUAUUUCGAUAUCCAAAGUGUUGUCCGUCUGGAAUGUAUGCAGGUAGCGAGGGAUGUGUACCAAUGGAAAGAGAUCCUUCGUCGAGGAUUCCAAUACAUGAAAAAAAGGAAGAAUAUUUUAAUAAUGAAUCGAUGAAAAACUUACUUUACGAACCGUAUUUUCAUCGACCUGAAUGUGAUGAUAUGUUUAUCUUGGAUCCAAGUGAUGAAGUGUAUAUGCUGUCUACUGGACAAUUAAUCUCUGCAUUACCACAUUUUGCAUGUCUCGAUUUUAUUGAGGAUGAAGAGGGCUAUAUGCACGAACAAAUUUUUAUGUGUGCUGAAAAUAAUAUUAACGCUGAGUUGAAGAAUACAAUUUAUGUUGGACUGAUGUAUUUUUCUGCGGCAAUGUUACUUGUCUGGGCACUUGUAUUAACGAUAAUGUUGUGCAAUGGUGCAUUAUCAGUAAAAACAAUUAUUGUCCUAUCGAUUCUGUAUUCAGUAUUUUAUUCAUUGCACUUCAUCACACUUGCAACGGCAAGAGAAAUUGGAGUUGUUUCUGAUACCUGUAAAAUAAUGGGAUAUAUUUAUCAGUUUUUGUUGUUGGCAUCUUUCACGUCUUUGUUUGCGUUGAUUUUCGAAGGGUUUUAUCGUGUUAAACAUUAUAACAAAGAGCAUUCAAGGAGUCGCAUGUAUUUCUAUAUUGGAUUCUGCGCGGUGCCAAUAAUUACAACAUUAGUAUCAAUAUUUACCAAUGAAUUGACAUUAUCUACAACGAGUAAAAUACAACGUGAUAGUGCCUGCUGGUUUAGAUCGGAUAGAAAAGUUUAUUCUUACUACGUACCAAUCAUAUGUAUCAUUUUCUGCUGUAUGAUGAUACAGAUAAAAACUUAUUUCGACAUUCGUGAAAAUCAUCGAAAAGCCCCUGCGCUGUUUUUGUUAGAGGAGCGUAAAUUUAAAAAUAUGUUUCGUUUGGGCGCUUAUCUUAACGGUAUCAUGACUUUUUGUUGGAGUAUGGAGGUUGCUGCAUAUUACCUUGAAGCGCAGAAUAAUUUCUGGUUCGUCGUUGAUGCGUUCAAUUCAAUGCAAGGUUUUGCUAUCUUCUGCGCGUUUUCUUAUCACUAUUGUAUGGUGUGGAAGAAAUUGUUUACGUGCUCGACGCAGAAAAUACGCGCUCGUAGCAAUCGCAGCAGUUCGCUCUCGGAGUGGAAUAUGCGCGAAUUGGAUCCAUUAAAAUAGCAAUGUGUCUAUUUCAUUUAAAUUAUUUAGUAGUUUAUAGUAAUUGUGAUAAUUUAUUUAUUCUUUUGUAAUUUUAUAUGUGAUUGCAAUGUCUGAGUGGAAGUAUAAUUUCUGUGUAUUGUGUUCUUCAGUAAUUAUUUAAUAAAAAUGUUCAAAUCUUUUAAGA